AUGAGAAUUAUUAAUGAAGUAACGCAUACACCGGUGCAAGAGCUUCGAGAGGAAAUUGGUUUGCAAACAAAUAAAAUCAAAGUCAAAUUGCAGAACCCCAGCGAUAUUCCUAGAGUCUUUAUAAAAAAACGAAUAGCGGGAAAGCUGAAUCCUUCUGUAUUGAACAACAAUGAAAGAAUUGUAUUAGUUUCGGGACCACCAGAUAUGAUGAACAGUGAGAUUCAAGACAGGUCCUACUUAACCCAGAAAUACAGUGAAUAUAAACCUCCUAAUAACUCACGUGCAAACGUACCACAGUAUUUCACUGGACAAAAUAGAGCCGCAGAACAAUUUCAACGUUCGGCGCCUAUUGGAGCUGCCAGUGAAAUUCCUUACCAACCACCCUCACAUCCCUAUGAUCAUGAAAUUGAUCUUAAUAAUACAUUACCUGCUUAUUAUGAAUCAUUUAGAGGGAAUCAGCAUGGUCCAAAACCAUCUUGGGGUACAGAUUCUUUAUUGUCAAGUCCCACAGAGAAAAGUGAUGAACAGUAUUUCAAUGAUGACAUUUCUGAAACUAGAAUCAAUACAUCAGACAUUAAAUCAGUAGGAGAGGAUGUUAGUAAUAGACUUAAGAGCUUAGUAUCCAGAUUGGAGAGGUAUGGUAUUGAAAAUAAUUCUGGGAAUAUUUAUGGGACCAAUAACCAAAAUUUAAGAUAUGAGACGAUAAAAAUAGAAUUGAUAGAAACAAUAAGAAAGGUUAAAGAGCUGCAACAAGAACUGGUCAAAAUUUUUGAUAAUAAUACGAAUUUGAAAUAUUCAACAACUGGUCAUGAGGAUAGCUAUAAAUCCACAAAAAGAAGGCGUUCAGGACUAGUUACGACCUUAAAUGACACCGAAAUUGAUAGCGCACCAAAUAAAUUUGAACCAAAUAAUUUGGAAGGUAAAGGUCAAUUUCAUAGUAGUGGUGGAGCUUAUAAAAAUAGUUUGAAUGACUAUAAGUUUCCACCUGGAAAUACAGCAAAUAGUGGUGCUUUUUUCAGGGCUAACGGAGAUGGAUCAAUAAACACAUAUAAAGCCAGACCUUCUAAUAUACGUUCAAUGUCAUCAUACCCACUAAUACGAUCUCCUUAUGGAAAGAUACUACAAAAAAAUACAAUGAUUCCUGCAAUACACUCUAGACAAGAUCCAUAUAACAGGAGGGUUUUACUACAACCUCCCUAUUUUCACAGACCAAAUUUAUCGGACCCAAGUGGAAUAAGACCUCAGUCGAUGCAUCGCUCGACAUUACCCACAUUACCAUUUCCUCGUAACCAAUCCAUCGAUGAAACUUUUUAUCAAAGCCGCAAUUUACCUGAGCCAUCCGGUUUCAUUCCACAAACAUAUCUCGGUAAGCCUUUGCCAAGGUGCACACAUAAUCAAUAUCAAGAUAAUGUUUAUCAGCAAAUAAAUAUUAUUGAGAAUAGAAGUACUAGUAAUGAAAUUAAGAGUAUGGGAGAAACUAAGAUAGGAAGCUCUAGAGUUUCAAACGAAAUAGGGCCUCUAGCACAAAGAUACAUGGCCAAGAAUAAUGAUGACUCAGAUUCUUAUCAGCAACGAGCAUUAGAUUCUAAGCCGCCUCAACAAAACCAAUCUAGAGAUAUCCUAAGCACAGAAUAUUCAAAUUUUACUUAUGAAGGAACUGACGUAGUUGACAAUAUCGAUAAAGGAAAUGGUCGAAAAGCUUAUAUUCAAAAGAGAAAGAAGUCCGUAUACUCAAGAGAUCUAAAUGCCAAGACUUUUAAUUUACCAAGGCUUGGCUCACCCAAUCUUACUCGAGACACAUCCACUAAAAUUAGCGUAGGAUUGCAAGGUUCAGAGACAGAAGGUGAAGAUUCUCGUACAGAUAUAUCUAAGGCAGAAAAUCCGAACAGCAAAAAGCAAGAAAAUCUAGUUUCUCACCAAGAUCACAUCUCGCAUGUCGAACAAUGUGCUGAUAAUGCGACUGAUAAGCCAUCCAAGAAUGAACGAUCCCAAUACAAAAGUAAGGUAACCAGUAGAGAAAAUCGGGUGACAAAGAAGGACCAGAGCGCUGCUGAUGCAAAAAUCCAAUCAAAAUGCGAUAAAUCCUCUAUAAGAACGACCGGAAAAGUAACAAAACCAAGUAAAGAAAAUUUGACAAAAAGGAGGCAAUAUGAAGCCAAGUCAAACACAACAUCUUCCUCCAGUGAAAAAGUUACAGUAGAAAUCACUUUAAGAUGCCAUCACUGUGGAGAAUCAGACACACCAGAGUGGAGAAGAGGACCCUAUGGCAGUAGAACGCUGUGUAACGCUUGUGGCUUAUUUUACAGAAAAUUAACCAAGAAAUUCACUGUCCCAUACGGAAACCUGUACAUGAGAUACAGAAGGAUCCAAGCACCCUUAGACCGCCGGGUACCACUUGUUCUAGAUGUCCCCACAGAUAUAGUCAGAGAAUUUGAUUUGGACCAGAACAUCGACUCCAACUAUUUUACUAUUGGAUCAGAUACCUAG
Nakaseomyces glabratus is the source of this 2487-nucleotide messenger RNA. Its product is annotated as GATA-type transcription factor. Gene Ontology annotation, biological process: regulation of DNA-templated transcription. NCBI's taxonomy places the organism in Eukaryota, Fungi, Ascomycota, Saccharomycetes, Saccharomycetales, Saccharomycetaceae. Gene Ontology annotation, molecular function: zinc ion binding; sequence-specific DNA binding. The record is from RefSeq and is a predicted model, not a curated record.